Molecule: messenger RNA, 7476 nt
Organism: Danio aesculapii
Lineage: Eukaryota; Metazoa; Chordata; Actinopteri; Cypriniformes; Danionidae
Gene: sh3bp1
Product: SH3-domain binding protein 1
Exons: 18
Coding region: 154-2166 (670 amino acids)
Biological process (GO): regulation of Rac protein signal transduction; positive regulation of GTPase activity; signal transduction
Cellular component (GO): cytosol; cytoplasm; intracellular anatomical structure
Molecular function (GO): GTPase activator activity; protein binding
Source: RefSeq, a predicted model, not a curated record
CAGUCAAGUGGAGGCUGCUGCUGACACGCGUCUGAAUGACAUGCCUGACUAAUGAGUCCACAGAGCAAUAAUCUUCAUCAAAUGAUACUAAAAUACUCUUGAACUGCGUGUACAAAUCAAGGAGGUGAAGAAGGCCACAAAUUCUCCACAAUCAUGCUGAAGCAGUUUAACAUCUUAAAGCAGUUUGGAAAUGGGGGGAAGUCACAAGAUGCAACUGACCUUCUCUCAGAUGAUCUGGUUUUGGUUGAACAGCGUGUGGAGCCAGCCAAGAAAGCUGCCCAGAUCAUCCAUAAGAAGUUGGUGGGUUGCCUGCAGAGUCAGCAGGGCCUGGACUCAGAGAGACGAAUGAAAAAGUUACCCCUUAUGAUGUUGUCUGUCAGUAUGGCUGAGAGCAUCAAGGAUUUCGAUGGCGAUUCUUCUAUAAGGAAAGUUCUGGAAAUGUGCUGCUUCAUGCAAAAUACCCUGGCGCAGACUUUGGCUGACUUUGAAAUGAAAUUGGAGAAAGAAGUUCUUGUGCCUCUGAAUAAGCUUAGUGAGGAGGACUUGCCAGAAAUCUUGAAAAACAAAAAGCAGUUUGCUAAACUUACUACAGACUGGAAUAAUGCUCGUACCAGAUCUGAGACCAGCACAGGCCCACAGGCCAAGCAGCACGGACUGAGGGAAGAUGUGGAGGAGGCCUGGAGAAGACUGGAGUCUAUUAAGGAUCAGUACUCUGCAGACCUCUAUCAUUUUGCCUCUAAGGAGGAUGACUAUGCCAGCUACUUUACCCGUCUUCUAGAACUACAAGCUGAAUAUCACAAGGCUUCAUAUGAUUUCCUGGAGAGAAACAUAACUGAGCUCAAGGAGAGUCACAGCCACACAGAGACGCUGGUGAGUUCCUCCGAAAAUAAGGUAUUUGGAGAGCCGCUGCUGUCUCACCUUCAGAGCUGCGGGAGGAAGAUUGCUGUCCCCAUUGAGGAGUGUGUGAACAUGCUGUUACGUACAGGACUCAGGGAGGAGGGGCUGUUCAGGUUAGCAGCCGCAGCGUCUGUUAUGAAAAAAUUGAAAAGCAGUCUGGAUUCAGGCACAGUCGACCACACUGAGUUUAGUUCUGACCCUCAUGCUGUUGCAGGUGCUCUUAAAUGUUACUUGCGAGAGCUGCCUGAGCCGCUCAUGACAUUUGAACUAUAUGAUGACUGGUUUGAAGCUGCAGGAGAAAAAGAAACGGAUGAAAAACUAAAGCUGCUGCGGACAGCAUUGCAAAAACUUCCCACAGAAAACUAUAACAAUCUUAGAUACCUUAUUCAGUUCCUGUCACAAUUAUCAGAGCAGCAAGCAGUGAAUAAGAUGACACCCAGUAACAUUGCCAUUGUGCUUGGUCCUAAUCUGCUGUGGCCUCGCUGUGAGGGAGAGACAUCAUUGCUGGACAUGGCAUCUGCUUCUUCAGUGCAAGUUGUGACUAUCAUAGAGCCGCUUAUACAGCAUUCCAAAAGCCUCUUCCCAGAAGAAGCUGAUUUUGAGGUCCCAGAACUCCCUGAAAGCCCGCUCUCAACAACAUCCCAAAGACCUCUUUCUGACAGCAUCCUACCUUCUCCCCCUUUUUCCUCCAGUCGACCAUCCUUAUCAAAAACUGACAGCUCAGCCUCCUCUGAUGACUUUGGGGUGACAAUAGUUGUUAAAACGGCUCCUGUGAACCGCGAUGCUGUUGUGUGGGACAACGAUUCUGAUCCAAUCGAUCAGCCACUGACACAGGAUCACAUGCCCACAGCACUUCCUCGUUACACUCCGGUACUCACUCUGAGCCAAUCACAGGUUAUGCCAGAGAUCUCCAGCAUAUCGGAGCCAACUCAGGAUCUGGCCUCCCAGGAGCCCACAUUGAAGAUUGCUGCUCCUUAUAAACCAAGGAGGUCAUUCAUCCAACACAAGGCACCAAACUACACCAAAGGCCUUCUUGUAAGCCCAGCAAUGUCAUUCCCAACAGCCCAGACAAAGACGCCCCCUGUUCCAUUGCCUAGAGGCUCAGAGAUAAAACCACCACUUUCACCCAAGCCAGAAACCACGUUAGUACCACUGCCUACAUUACCUGAAGGAGGACCACCAAAGAAACCCCAAGGCAGAAGACCCAAAGUUCCUCCUCCACAACCACCGCAAGCACUGAACAAGCAGCUCUCAUCCCCAGCUCAGUGAAGCCCAAAGGAUACUUCAUUUCUUUAUCUGUAUGUUAGCAUAUGUGUGCAGUAGCUUGCACAGCCUUUCAGAAUUACUCUGUGUGACAGCGUGCACACAGACACUCAACCCAUGUGCAAGAGAAAGAUUCAUGUCAGUGUCUCCUUGUGUGAUUAAUGGCCAGUUAAAAAGAGAUUUUGACGCCAUACAUUUGGCAUCGGGGAUGUAUAACUCUAGGGAUUAAGUCCAGCUCAAUCUCAACCCAAACACACCUGUAAAUUAUGGGUGCUUCUCAAUGUCCUUAAUCAUUUUCUUAUUCCUCUGUCCUACGACAGCAAACACUGAUCAAGUUCCGCCAUCUUGUAGGUGUCUUGUAGCCAUCUUAAUUCUCUAAAUGCACCUUAUGAAGUCAUGAGAGAGGAUUCUUUGGGGAUGUUUUAUUGACUAAACAUGACCCGGUUAUGUUUUCAAAUUUCCUUUUUUAGGGCACAAAUUAAAAGCAGUUAAUGACAUAUUAAUUUGUUCAUUGUUGAAGUCUAAAAGUUGAUGCACUUCCAAAUUAAAUGGAAUUUUAAAUAGGGGGCGGGGAUUUCUUUUUUGCGCAUCAUUGCCUCAUAGCAAACACAACGAAUGUUGUGGCUAAAGCCGUCAAACUGAAGUCAACACAGAAGGACCAUCUCUCCAAACUUUGAUUGAAGAUUACCAAAACUAAAAAUUUUUUGUGGAUUAACUUGCACUGAUAAAUUGCUCAACAGAAGAAAAUAUUUUGAUUUCAUAAAUUUUUAUUUAUAUAACCGAUUUUAGUUAAACAGGUUUUGUGGAGGUUGAAACCAGUACAAUAUAAAUGAUAAUCUUUAAUAUUCAAGAAUCCUGAAAUGCAACCAAAAUCAGUGGUGUAGGCUAUUCAUUAAAUGAGGAUGCCUUGAAAUGAUGCUAAAAGAAAGUGAGGAUAUAUCACAUCACUUGAUUAAGUUCCUCUAUCCUCGCAUCUUUUCCUUAGCUCCACCCCUUCAAGGACCCAAGGUAAUGACGCAAGACACAAGGAAAGGAAAUGAGGAUAUACAAAUAAGAUUUGAGAAGCACCCUAUGUUUGAUAAGAGAUGAGGCUAAGCUCUUUGCUUGUUCCAAAUGUUAUAUAUCGCCUUUCAAGUGGCACUUUGAAGAAAAAACUAUCAUGGCCGCCAUAUUAAAGUGUCAUUACAAACAAAUGUGCUAAAACCUGGCCACUUUAAAGGGCCAAUAGGCAUUAGGGAUUUCAAAGGGUACAGCUAAUGGACACUUAUGAUCCUUUGCACAGAGAAGAUGUUUGGUGUCACACACUGCUUUCUAUUCGUAUGGGCUCAUCCCUAUGCCUUAAACUAUUCAAAGCUGUCCCUUUGGAGGGUAAAUGCAUUGAAGGCACAAAGGCAUAGGGGUAAACCCUUCUGAAUGUAAUACAGUAACUGUAUAGCACAGGAGCCAAACUCAGUUCCUGGAGGGCUGCAGCUCUGCACAGUUUGGUUCCAAAACUAAUUAAACACACCUGAUUAAACUAAUUGAGUCCUUCACUCUUGUUUGAAACCUCCAGGUAAAGCUGCAGUCACACUGGGCUUUUUCUUCCAUAGACUUCCAUUCAUACGCACGCGAAUGCGUCAGACAGGACACGCAGGGUCAUGCGUUAAGUUUCGCAGUUUGCUGCAGUGCAAAGUUCAAGCUUGGUGAACUCUGACCUGCAAAAUCGCAUCACUUGACUGAGUGAGAGCAAUCGAGGAUCAAAACACAACCUCUCUGGACAGAAAUUUAAAACUUGGAGCAAUCGCUCGCUUUUUUUAAUGUCUAAUCAUCUUGUUUAAUCCCACCCCUUUUCGCAGUGCCGCACGACAGUAUUUCGCACACACAAAGCCCAGUGUGACCGCAGCUUAAAGGUGCGGUCACACUUGACUUUUCUUCCCAUAGACUUCCAUUCAUACGCACGCGAAUGCGUCAGACCGGAAACGCGGGGUCAUGCGUCGAGUUUCGCAUGUUGCUGCGGUGCAAAGUUCAAGCUUGGUGAACUCUGACCUGCGAAAUCGCAUCACUUGACUGCGUGAGAGCAAUUGAGGAUCAAAACAGGACCUCUCUGGGCAAAAAUGUAAAACAUGGAGCAAUCGCUCGCUUUUUUAAAUGUCUAAUAAGCUUGUUUGAUCCCGCCCCUUUUCGCAGCGCCACACGACAGAAUUUCGCACACACAAAGCCCGGUGUGACCGUAGCUUGAGUGUGUUGAAGCAGGGCUGGAACUAAACUGUGCACGGCUGCUACCAUUUCAGGAAGUGAGUUUGACACCCCUGCUGUAUAGUAUAGUGACCCUCCAGUAUCUGGGUUGCCAUAGAGCAGUGGUUCUCAUUUUCAGUCCUGCGUAUUUUAGCUUCAAACCCAAUCAGACACACAUGGGCUAGCUAAUCAAGCUCUUACUAGGCAUUCUAGAAACAUCCUUGCAGGUGUGUUGAGGCAAGUUGGAGCUAAAAUCUGCAGGACACCGGACCUCCAGGACCAAGUUUGAGAAGCCCUAGGGUGUCAUGGUGGUUUGUUAACAGGUUCUGUGACAUUGACCAAAAGGAACAAAGGUUUUCCAUACACCACUUUCAGACUUGAUGAAAAGAGAUAACGCUGCUAUCUGGAAACACAACGCAUUAACCAUUGCUUGUUUUCAGAAGUUACUCAUUAGUUCCACCUUCUCAUUUACAUCAUCAGCAAUAAUUUGCCAAGAUGCAAUGUGUUAUCUGAUUCUGAGAUUUCAUUUUAAUGACAGAACAAGAUUUUUGUAAUCAAAACCACAUAAUCUGACACAAUUGUAACUAAGUAGGUGCUACGUUUAAAUUGGAGCUCACUUCAUUGUUCCAUAUAGUAUGACUAUCAAUAGUGUAAAUCAGGGGUGUUCACUCAUGGUCCUGGAGGGCCAUUGUCCUGCAGAGUUUAGUUCCAACCCCAAUCAGACACACCUGGGCUAGCUAAUCAAGUUCUUUCUAGGCUUUCUAGAAACAUUCUUGUAGGUGUAUUGAGGCAAGUUGGAGCUAAAAUCAGCACCGGCCCUCCAGGACUGAGUUUGGACACCCCUGGUGUAAAUGAAAUUCUGACAUACUAAAUACACCAUGUUGUCCUUAUCACAUGACUUAUUGUACCCAAUAUUCUUUUUUUUUUAGCUCCUCUCUCAAAUGUGCACUUCAGAAUCUCUUUGGAAGUAAUAGAUCUCUCUUGUCUAGUAGUAGGUAGUGUACUCCUCUGAUGUUUUUCGAUGCUAUGCAUUUGGACAUACUAAUAGUCCUACAUGCUGAUUUUCCUGAUAUUAGGGAAUUUAGUGCACAAAAUAAAAUUACUAUAGUCUGAACGCAGCAUUACACAUCCUAAAAAGUGAAGCCAAAAUAUUUUGAUGGUGGCUGGCUGCAUUAAAAAUCAUUACCAUCCUAGUAUACACAUAAACACAGAAGUAUGCUUUGGGUCUGAGUCUUGGAAAGUCGACUGGAAAAAGCACUGGUUUGUUAUGACAUCUAACUCUUUGCACUGCUUGUCCAUGUGCACAUGCAUUUCAUUCACUACUGUUUAAAAGUUUGAGGUCUGUUAGAUUUUAUUUUUUUUUUAAAUGUCCCAUGUGUUCAUUAAAGCUAGAUUUAUUUGAUUAAAACUACAGAAAAAACACAAUUGUAAAAUAAUACAAUUAAAAAUAGCAGUUUUCUGUUCAUCUUAAUUUUAAACAGUCAUUAAUUUAGACUUUAACCCUUAACUGUUGGAUGUUUUCACCCACUCUGGGGUGAUUUUAAAGGGCACUUAUGGUGAAAAAUCUACAUUUCAAGCUGUUUGGACAGAAAUGUGUGUAAGUAUAGUGUAUAGACAGUCAUAUUGGGGUGAAUUAAACACACCCAGUCCUUUUUUUCAAAUUUAACAACAUAAAAACGGUGGACCAAUUGAAGUGGUUCUCAGAUCGACCGCAACUUUAUGUAGGAGUGCGGUCCCCCCGCCAACCAAUAUUGAUUGACAGCUGCGUGCAUUAACAUGUCCGGUAGUCACAUGUAUAAUCAUAUCAUCAAGAGAGGACGCGCGCAAAUCAACCGGGAAUAAAAGGUGUGUUCAGUUCGCUAGGAUCAUCAAUCAUCAUCAAACGUGAUCAAGAGUGAAGGUGCGGUCACACUUGACUUUUCCUUCCAUAGACCUCCAUUCAUACGCACGCGAAUGCGUCAGACCGGAAACGCGGGGUCAUGCGUCGAGUUUCGCAGGUUGCUGUGGUGCAAAGUUCAAGCUUGGUGAACUCUAACCUGCGAAAUCGCAUCACUUGACUGCGUGAGAUGAAUCGAGCAUCAAAACAGGACCUCUCUGGACAGAAAUUUAAAACAUGGAGCAAUCGCUCACUUUAUUAAUGUCUAAUCAUCUUGUUUAAUCCCGCCCAUUUUCGCAGCGCCGCACGACAGAAUUUCGCACACACAAAGCCCGGUGUGACCGUAGCUUGAGUUUUACAAGUUUAAAAUGUCUUAAAACAGUGCACGUGUGUAAUGAAUUACAGCGAUUCACUUCAGAUGCACUUAAUCAGCACAGCUGCGUCAGAACAAUUAUAAAGGAAGACGCUUCAAUCGCGGUUUGUGGACGUUAAAUCAGGUUUAUUUUGUACAUUAAUAUAAGAGAUAUCCAUACAGCAGUGGAGAUUACCAGUAUCAUGUCAUAUAUGCGUGCAAAACGAGUGCAAAGCUUGCUGUCUCUUUCUCUCGCUCUCUGUGUGUGUGUGUGUGUGUCUGUGUGUCUGAGCUAUGUGUGCGUAUAUAUGUGUCUGCGCUGUGUUUGUGUCCUUGCUCAGCAAGGCUUGCUGUGUGUGUGUGUGUGUGAACUUUGUAAUGACAUUGUGUGUGACUCAUUGUUGCAAAUCCACAAAAAAAUGCAUCAAAUAGUGAUUGUUAAAGUUCUUACUGUAGUAUUUCUCACACACGUUACGUGAGAUCUGCUUCCUGAGUCAGCCGAGGGCGGCGAUUGCUGACAGGCACGUGGGAACGAUGGGCAGUGAGGACUAGCCUUAAAGGGCCAGUACAUAAAAACAGCGAAACUUUUUUUCCAGCUAUAAUAUAGACACUUCUAACAGCUAUAAUAAAUAAUCUGAUGCGUGUUUUGAGCUGAAACUUGACAGACACAUUCUGGGGACACAAAAGACUUAUAUUAAAUAUAAAAAAAAGGGGUAACCUAUGUGCCCUUUAAGUCUUAAUUCGGCCAUCACUUUUUCUGUGUUUCAGCUGAUUUUAGGUGACAAAUCGUAUCUUGCUAUGUUAGGGAUGAAAACAUCCACUAAAUUAAACUGCUGUAAAAAUGCAUCAGACAAUUUAGUAGUUUUGAUCAGGA